Aspergillus novofumigatus IBT 16806 is the source of this 2612-nucleotide messenger RNA. RefSeq names its product putative MFS phosphate transporter. Lineage: Eukaryota; Fungi; Ascomycota; Eurotiomycetes; Eurotiales; Aspergillaceae. The transcript has 4 exons. The record is from RefSeq and is a predicted model, not a curated record. Gene Ontology annotation, biological process: transmembrane transport. Gene Ontology annotation, cellular component: membrane. Bases 323 to 2323 code for a protein of 666 amino acids. Gene Ontology annotation, molecular function: transmembrane transporter activity.
CUGCCGUGGAACCCGCCACUACUCUGGAUCUGCCCAGACCUUUUGUCGACUUAUCACAAAACGCGAAUUGCGCAUGUGUCGGGGGCGACCUCUCGUGCUGGCCGUCGUCUGCCUUUUGCCCAGAAAUUUUUCCCCUACCAUCAGCCGCCCGCAUAUAAGAUUUCAUCAAGCCCGUUCGACUUGGCUUGCAUUGUGCAACCGCCUCGCAAUCACCUUUAGUCCUACAAGGACGUUCUAAGCGUCUGCCACGAUUUGUUGUCGUGAAGGCCAAGCUCUCCGUCAGGGUCUCGGAUCUCUUAUCCUUCAGCAACUCGACGAAAGAAUGGCUGACUUUGGCCCACGUGCUCCUCAUGGGCCCGAUAUGACGGGAACCCAUGAUCCUUUGGAGGACAUGGAUGUUCAUGAGAAGGGCGCCUUCGAUGCUCUCAUUCGUCCAGAUGACAGCUACACGCCGGAUGGUGUCUACUGGGCGGAUCUUCCCCUGGUGAAGAAGAUCAAGUUCGUUGGUUCAUACGAUGCCAAGGAAGCCAAGCGUGAGCUCAAGGGCAUCUGGGAUAUGACCAAGAAGGACCCUCUGUCACCUGUGGCUUACUAUUUCCGGAACAUGGUGCUUCCUGGUGCUGGUCUUGGUCUGGAAGGUUAUGUGCUCUUUUCGAUCGGAAACGUCAAGCCACUCUUCCAAGCCGCCUUCAAGUCGUGUUGGAAGGACCACAAGAUUUGCAACCCUCAAUGGAUCAACGCCGUUGAGUACCUGGAGAUUGUCGGUAUCAUUGUUGGUCAGGUUCUGGUCGGAGUUCUGGGUGACUGGAUUGGCCGUCGCUGGGGCCUUAUUCAAGAUGCCACUAUUAUGCUUCUCGGUCUGGUUAUGCUCGUCGCCGCCUGGGGUGUUAACCAGAAUGGCUGGGUAAUCUGCUAUGCUUGGUCUCUGUUCAUCUACGGUAUUGGUGUUGGUGGUGAGUACCCGAUGACUGCCACCAGCGGUAUGGAAAAUGCCGUUGGCUCUGGAAAGGUUUCCACCAAGGAGGAUCGUCUGCACCGUGGUCGAAAGGUCACUAGCGCUUUCUUGAUGCAGGGUUGGGGUCAGUUCUUCAACCAGGUCAUCCUCAUUAUCUUGCUGCUCUGCUUCCAUCAUGGAAGUGGCAAUCCUCCCUACUCCAGCGUCGCCGCGCAGUGGACUUACCGUAUUUCUUUCGCCAUCCCUGCUGUUGGUACCCUGUGGCUGGUCUACUACCGUACCUACCACAUGAAGGCGGCUAGCAAGCAGCUCGCGGCCGCUAAGAAGAAGGCUUCGGUUACCGGCUACGAUGUGACCUCUCUGAAGCUGGCCUUCAGUCACUUUGGUUUCCGUAUCGUGGCUACCGCUGGUGGAUGGUUCGCCAACGAUGUCUUCUUCUACGGUAACAAGCUCUUCCAGAGUGAGUUCAUCAAGGUUAUCAGCCCCGAGACUACAUCGAUUAUGCCCACCUGGCUCUGGAAUCUGGUCAACGUCGGCGUGUCGCUGGCUGGUUACUAUCUUGCCUCCUUCCUUAUCGACAACAAACUUUACGGGCGUAAAUGGAUGCAAAUCGUCGGUUUCAUGAUGGACUUCAUCCUCUUCAUCAUUCCCGCUUUCCAUUUCCAAUACUACAGAGAGCCGGCGCACAUCAAGGCUUUCCAGGCCAUGUACUUCCUCAGUUCCUUCUUCAACCAGUUCGGUCCCAACUCGGUCACCUUCUUGGUCGCUGCGGAGGUUUUCCCUACACCAAUUCGUGCCACAGCUCACGGCCUGUCUGCUGCCGCUGGUAAGCUAGGUGCUCUGUUGGCAUCCAUCCUGUACAACUAUAUCGACACCCAGACGAAGUUCUACGUUGUACCUUGGUUCGGUCUGGCGGGUGUGGUCCUGACCUACCUUUUCCUUCCCGAUACCACUGGUCUUGACCUGAAGGAGCAGGAGCGUCGCUGGGCUUUCAUCCGCUCUGGUCGUGAACACGAGUACCAUGGCCCUGCUGUUCAUUCCAAGCAUUUGUCCGUCUGGGAGCGUCUUCGCGGAAAGGGCAAGUACUACGAUGCCGAACUCGACUACAAGCAGAAGGUCGAGGAAUUCCGUGCCGAGUGGGAGGCAGCAAUGGCCCGCAAGGCUUCUGAGAACGACAAGGUAGAGGAUCUCGCGUUCGACACCGACGAGUCUCUGCUUGAGGGUCACGUCCACUCUUACUUCCACCGGACCAGCCCCAUGUUCCGGGGUAUGGAGGAAAAGCCCGCCAAGUCUGAUAACUUCGCCCUGCCCCCUGCUGCGCAAGGAGGUGACUCUACUGAUUCUUUCAAUGAGAAGACACAACAGUAGAGCGCCACCACAAAUUUCACUUCUCUGAAAAUAAUUCAACUUGUAUAUUCCAUUUACUUUCUUUUUUUGAGGAAGGGUCUUUUCUCCAUCCCUCCUGUUUUGGGAAAAAGACCUUGUUUUCUUCAACUGGUACAUACCCUCUCGCGUGAUUGUUGCUUGGCACUGUUGGAUUAAUGUUCUCAUACCCUCAUUUCCUGUUCAAUGUCUAGAUGAUUGGACUGGUUAUCCACUGUGAAUAGAUCUAAAUUCCCGUCUAGAAACCCUCUUGGGCAAUGAAUUUCUAGCGACU